GGCUUGGGGCGUCACGUCCGAGGAGUGACCCAGGAGCCGCCCUGUCCCUGCCGCCGGGGGAGACCUCCUGCUGAGUGUUGAUGCUGAAUUAACGUUCCCUCAUUAAAAUGGCUUCAACUCCCAAUGUUAUGCUUCCUUUAUCGGAUUGCUUGUGCCAGAUAUGCACAGAUAUCCUUAUAGAACCCGUAACUCUGCCUUGUAGCCACACACUUUGUAAUGCCUGUUUCCAAUUGACUGUGGAAAAGGCUAAUCUGUGCUGUCCUUUUUGUCGUCGGAGAGUGUCUUCGUGGGCCAGGCAACAUGCCCGGGAAAAUACUCUAAUCAACAUGGAACUGUGGGAUAAAAUUCAAAAAAGUUACCCAGAAAAGUGCAAGAAAAAAACUACGGAGGAGGAUUUGGAUGAUGAUGAUGUUGAUAUGUAUCAGCCACGUCAUACACUAAGCCAGCCUGGGGAAUUGAGGCGUGAAUAUGAAGAAGAAAUUAGCAAAGUGGAGGCUGAACGAAGGGCCUAUGAGGAAGAAGAGAGCAAAGCAAGUGAAGAAUACAUUCAGAAAUUAUUAGCAGAGGAGGAAGAAGAGCAAAAGCUAGCAGAAGAAAGGAAAAGAAAGAUGGCGGAACAGCUGAAAAGAGAUGAAGAACUGGCCCGAGAAAUCAGUAUCAAUCUUAACAAACUGAGUGAGAAAAGUGUCUUUAGUUCACCUUCAAAUGCUAAACAGUCUUCACCAGUCACCAACAAGUCACAAAAGAAGAUUAAGAACCAAUUAAGCUUCCUUGGAAGUAUUCAAAAGUAUCUGUCACCAAAGUCCCAGUUUGCCUCAGUACAAGCAUCUCAACUUGAACUUGCCACAGAAGAUAAUGGGAAUUAUAUGUCUAAGGAUGUUAGUAGUAAUAAUGUGAGGAGCACUAGGUCGCAAGAAGAUGAGCUUAUGCCAACACUAACUCCACAAACAUUCCUUGAAAGUCAGAGCAGAGUUACAAAGAGUUCAAUUACAGAUUCACCUAUGCCUCAUUUAAGUGCCUUUAGUUUGGAAGAAGAAUGUCUUGAGAAAGAAACUAAAUCACAGAUGAGUAAUCCAAAUGAAGUUAUGCAUGGACAUUUUUGUACAAAUCAUGAAGUGCAAACCAGAUUUCUCUGUUCUGCUGAGGUUGGAGCCACGUCUCCUGAAAAAUCAGAGAAUGGACAUGCAGUACCUAAUCUGGCAGAAAUAACCAAAAACAGUGUUGAUGAUACAGAAAAUGAAGAUAGGAAUCUGUUGAUUGGUAAAGAAAUUCCCAAAAGAAAAGAUGAGGAAUCUCCUGAGUUAGUUGGUGAUUCAAGCAAUUCUGCAAAGAGAAGAAAAAUCUGUAUGGAAAUUUCUUCAGAACAAGAAGAGACAGAAAAUAACAUUGCACAGAAACUGAUAGACUUGGAACACUUGCUCUUUGAGAGACAUAAGCAGGAAGAACAAGAUAGGUUAUUGGCCUUAGAACUUCAGAGAGAAGUGGAUAAAGAGCAGGGAAAACCGAAUCGGCAGAAAGGGUCCCCAGAUGCUUAUCCCUUGCGCACUAAAGUUUCCUUACAUCCAGAUGAAUCUCCAAAUGGCUGGAGAAUGCAUUCCCAGGAAAAGAACUGCAAAAAACAAUCCGAAACAACAGAGCUUUCAAAACCUCGAAGGAGCUCAAAAGAUGAAAACUGGCAGCCUUCUGGGAUCCAAAAGAAAAUUUCAGUUACUAAGGGAGGAAAGGCGCCCAAAUCUUCAAAAAAUGCCCAUUCUCUCCGACCUAGUAAUGCUCAAAAAAGUAUUUUUGAGAUGUUUCAGCAAGCUGCAAAAUAA
Molecule: messenger RNA, 1814 nt
Organism: Gracilinanus agilis (Agile Gracile Mouse Opossum)
Lineage: Eukaryota; Metazoa; Chordata; Mammalia; Didelphimorphia; Didelphidae
Gene: RNF168
Product: ring finger protein 168
Exons: 7
Coding region: 108-1814 (568 amino acids)
Biological process (GO): double-strand break repair; protein ubiquitination
Cellular component (GO): site of double-strand break; nucleus
Molecular function (GO): metal ion binding; ubiquitin-protein transferase activity; nucleosome binding
Source: RefSeq, a predicted model, not a curated record